AUGAGGACGACCCCCACGGCGGCGCUGGAGGUGGCUUUCGGCCUCCUCCCCCUCAACAUCGAUAUCACCGGACAGGCAAAGCUAUCAGCGUACAAACUGAUUUGCAUAGGCACCUGGAGGAGCACCAGGGCGGGCCAUACCGAACUGGGACUCACCCAGAGGAGCCCAUUCUUAUUCCAGCAGGACAAAAUACCUAGGAAAUUCCAGGUAGAGAAGUUCUUUAAAACAAUCAUCCGCUCACGAAAGGACUGGAGGCUAUCCCAGCCCACUACCUUUCCGAAAGUGGAUGCCUUGCUCACUGAUGGGUCGGGGGCUGACAAUAGGUUCGGGGCGAGAGUUUUCAACCCAGCGACCGACACUAGACUCAGCUUCCCCAUGGGUGAGCUAACCACGGUGUUCCAGGCCGAAGUGCUGGCCAUUUUGAAGUGCAUAAAAAUAUGCCUGGAGAGGAAUAGGACGGGCAAACACAUAAUAGUCCACUCGGACAGCAUGGCGGCCCUGAGCGUCGUUACCAAACCACAGGCCGAUUCGGCAAUUGUAUGGAAAUGCAUGCAAGCACUGAACGAAGCGGGAAAAAAGAACAAGGUCACACUGACCUGGGUACCAGGUCACCAAGGUUUCUACGGAAACGAGGUGGCCGACGGACUGGCCAAAAGGGGUACGGAGACACUACCUGCACACCAAGUGGUCGGAGUCCCCUUUGCCACUGGAAAGAAUAUCAUCCAAACCGGGCUAACACGCCAACACCUUCAUCUCUGGAAAACAAGAGCAGGUUGCAGGAAGCCAAACUUUGGAUGA
Messenger RNA from Venturia canescens, 798 nucleotides. RefSeq lists its product as uncharacterized. The record is from RefSeq and is a predicted model, not a curated record. Gene Ontology annotation, biological process: DNA replication, removal of RNA primer. The transcript has a single exon. NCBI's taxonomy places the organism in Eukaryota, Metazoa, Arthropoda, Insecta, Hymenoptera, Ichneumonidae. The coding region runs from base 1 to 798 and encodes 265 amino acids. Gene Ontology annotation, molecular function: RNA-DNA hybrid ribonuclease activity; nucleic acid binding.